Messenger RNA from Penicilliopsis zonata CBS 506.65, 834 nucleotides. RefSeq lists its product as hypothetical. Gene Ontology annotation, biological process: nuclear mRNA surveillance; U4 snRNA 3'-end processing; poly(A)-dependent snoRNA 3'-end processing. The transcript is spliced from 2 exons. Lineage: Eukaryota; Fungi; Ascomycota; Eurotiomycetes; Eurotiales; Aspergillaceae. The coding region runs from base 1 to 834 and encodes 277 amino acids. The record is from RefSeq and is a predicted model, not a curated record. Gene Ontology annotation, cellular component: nucleolus; cytoplasmic exosome (RNase complex); nuclear exosome (RNase complex).
AUGCCUCUCGAUACAUCUACAACGUACCCUUUAACCCGGUUACGGCUUGACGGUCGCCGGUGGAACGAGCUCCGGCUGCUGCAAGCGCAGAUUUCCACAAACCCUGCCAGCUCCGGGUCGUCCUAUCUGGCCAUGGGGAACACGUCGAUCAUGUGCACUGUGCAUGGGCCGGCCGAGGGGCGUCGAGGCGAGGCUGGAGGAGGUGCCGGAAACGCAGCAGGUGCCGUUGUGGAGGUGGAUGUGAACAUUGCAGGGUUUGCGAGCGUGGACCGCAAGAGGAGAGGCGGUGGAAGUGAUAAACAAUCCUCCCGGAUAGCCACGACAUUAAAAGCGGCGUUUCAGUCGCACCUACACACAUAUCUCUACCCGCACAGCACGAUCAGCAUCCACGUGUCUGUCCUCUCGGCGGACGGGUCCCUGCUCGCAGCGGCGAUUAAUGCCUGCACGCUAGCCCUGGUAGACGCGGGCAUCCCGAUGCCGGGUCUGCUCUGCGGAUGCACCGCAGGGAUGAGUGGUAGCGCGUCGACGGCGCGGGACCCCAAAAACGACGAGCUGGAUCCGUUGCUGGACCUCUCCCUGCCGGAGGAGCAGGAGCUCCCUUCCCUGACUGUGGGCACGACGACAGCCAUCCCUGUCGGCGAAGACGCCAUGGAUGACGACGAAGACGAGACGAUGAAGGUCUCCCUGCUCAACAUGGAUGCCAAGGUGCACUAUACCUACCUUGAGACGAUGCUCGCCGUCGGCAUCGACGGAUGUACGCAGAUCAGAGAGAUCUUAGAGGGAGUCAUCAAGGGAUCAAACAAGAUCGUGGUACCGAGAAGUGAUAUUCUAUAG